AUGUACACGAGGAGUUAUAUGCUUGCCAUAGCAUCGAUUCUGAUGUUAUGGUGUGGGGCCGAUAUGUCACGUGGUAAGGUUAUUUACUCCCCCAACGUGAUGACGGAAGAGAUUUUGGAAGCCUUUGCCGCUCCAUUUGUUUCUACUGGGGGUGCGAGUGCGUAUGCUGGUGCCGAUGGCAGCGUGUGUAUAUCGAACGGCGUCUAUCAGUCUUAUAUCCCGUUGACACUCACCAUGAUGAGCUAUCUCUACGGAGUGGUGAACAAAGGUACGUUUGAUCCGUUUCACGGGUGCUACCUUUCCGCCGCUUCUCCUGACGGGACGCGCAUGUGUGUAGCGAAUAUUUCGUCGUCUCCUGCUGAGUGUGGUGGCAGUUCCGCUGAGUCCCUCAACAUCUCUGACUCUGAGUUGGAUGUAGGACACAUCAACCAUAUAUAUAAGUCAGGUGCAGAAGCGUUUGUGGCAAGCAUCAAACUCCAAUAUGGGGCUCAGCAACUGAGGCUCGCGAGGUCUUUGUUAUAUACACGUGAGAUCGAGAAAUUACUGAGCACGCAAAGUAAACUGUUAAUGAAUAGUUUAUCUGUUACGCAGUCAAGUGAUCAAAUGGAUGCUCUAUUAGCUAUUUCUACCUUACAAGUCAAAGACAUUGUUCAAAAAUCAUACGAUAUCGUGAUGGACAAGUAUGACGUACUCAGGGGAUGGCUGAACCAGUCGCUUGGUGCUGUUGUUGAGGUGCCUGAGGGUGGUGAUAUGUUGCACUCAUUACAGGAGGUGUGCCCUCUCAGUAAAUUAAUAGAUAAUCUGAUUCAUGAACUAAGCCCAGAUAAUGUGCUAACAACCGCUAUUUUUUCGAUUCAUGAUUUAAUUGAUACAACGCGGAAUCAGCAGAAUCACUUAAACAAGAUUCAGCCACUCGUAUGUCUACAGGGGAUCUACGCUGUGGCAGCACUUGCGAUUGAAGAUUCUAGAAUUCGCAGCUUACAUGAUAGGUUUGCAAAGGGGGAGAUAUCUUUAAAUGAUACAUCUACUCAGAUUAAGUUCUUGGGGUAUCUGAAAGAUUCAAAAGUAACGCUUCUCCAUGAUUUUGGAAUUGCUUUCGAAAAUCAUAUGGAUACUUUAGUCAAGCAACUGUUUGGAACCCGUGGGGACGCGAUGGGGGAGUGUUUAAAACGUGCUGUGCUUCGAGUUCCAUACACCUCGACCGGGGAUCUGCCGCCGUCGGUAUUCUGGUGCCUAAAUCCGAAGGUGGCGCCAGCGAAGGCUCGGCGUGUGAUUCUGCCGUUCGUCUCGGAAUACGUCGCGACCCGGUGUCCACCUGGGUACAGUCUUUGGAAUGGCAGUUGCGGGGGAGAAUUCGACGUGAAGCGAUGUAAGCUGUGCCCUGCUGGGUCGGUGCUUAAGACGGACGGAUAUUGCGGAUGCGCCGACCCUGAUUCGUACGUCCAACUCUCCGGUGGAUGCGUUAAGAAGGGGAAUAGCAACGAGCCUCCAACGUUUAAAUGGGAGUUGGACGAGGGCAGCGUGGUAGUGGUGCCGAGUGACGACAACGAUGACAGUAACGUAAUGAAAGCCCUGUUCAGUGUAAGUCUACCACCGACGGCCACACUGUACGACGAGAGCGCAUAUCUUUCCGUGAGUGCAAACUGCGAGUUGGGGGUGACGUUAUUGAUGAUGAUACCGGUGGUAAAUCGGGGCACGUCUUGUAACGAGAGUAUCAAUUACGAGCGACGUGUCGAGCGGACUGGCCGGAUGUUUGUAGGCGCCGGCCACGGGGGGAGGGUUGUCGCGGAAACGUACUCUACAUUACUGAAGGUGUUAGUGGUGAAAACCGGAGGCAUUUUCGGCGACAAGUGUACAUUUACCGCUACUGUGGGAAGCACCCUGCGGAAGGCGUCGAAAACCAUACCGGUUGGCACGGUAACGCUGCUGAUUCAGGCGGCGUUGCCGAAACUCGUAAUUUCGCGCUUGCAACCGUACGCUAAUCACACGUGUGAUGCAGUACCCUCUUACACUGCACAGGAGGAUAUGAUAGUGGUGGGGGUUUGCAUACAUAAAGGAGGUGUGAAAUCACUUUACUACGAUACACGUAGGUAUCGUUUUUUGCCCAAAUCAGGGAUAGAUGCAUUGCUUAACGGUACGGAUACCCGUUCUGAUACCUCCUCACUAGAGAACGUUGUACACGCGCUAGAUGACCGCAUUGGAUUUCGCUCGACAGUGUUGGGGAGGUACGGCGAGGUGCUUGACGAGAAAGACUGGAUCCCCUCGCACAAUAACACAGUGGGAGUGACAUGGCGUGGGGUAUAUGGUCAGCAAGUAAGCCUCAAAGUGUUGGGCGAGAUGCGCCGCGUGCGUGUGGAGGUCCUGGAUAUGCUCAAUGGGAGUGCGUUAGCACCACAGCAGGAUGAAGUGGACUAUGCGCUUUUCGCAUACGAACUGGAUGCAUUGAGUGCUGAAGACCCUCAUGAGCACACAGACAGCGGUGAUGAUAGCAGCAUCAAGAACGAUUUGUUCAGAGACCCCAUGUUGCGCGUGUUUACAUAUAUAUUUCUAACCCUUUGCAUCCUGAAUUUAUCUCAGAUUAUACUGAUGUUUUUUUUGAAGCACCUAAUUCGUAAGGAAGAAAAAAGGGCUGAAGAGCGUGAGAGGUGUCACCUGGAGCAAGUGCAGAGUUAA
Phytomonas sp. Hart1 is the source of this 2673-nucleotide messenger RNA. The record is from the annotation of a GenBank genome assembly. Lineage: Eukaryota; Euglenozoa; Kinetoplastea; Trypanosomatida; Trypanosomatidae.